Triticum turgidum subsp. durum (durum wheat) is the source of this 762-nucleotide messenger RNA. The record is from the annotation of a GenBank genome assembly. NCBI's taxonomy places the organism in Eukaryota, Viridiplantae, Streptophyta, Magnoliopsida, Poales, Poaceae.
AUGAGCAGCACUCUGCUUCGGGUCUGCCCCUCCGAGCUCAAGAUCCCCUGUAAGUACGAGGUCAAGAGGCAGCGAUCGUGCUGCAUGCAGCUCAUCAACAAGACCGACAAGUACGUGGCGUUCAAGGUGAAGACGACGAACCCGAGGAAGUACUCGGUGCGCCACACCUGCGGCAUUCUGCUGCCCCGGAGCUCCUGCAGCGUCACAGUUACGAUGCAGGCUCCCAGGGACAUGCAGCUGGAUCACCAUUGCAAGGACAAAUUCCUGGUGCAGAGCGCCGUGGCGCGGGACGGGGCCACCAUGAGAGAUCUCGUCCCUGAACUGUUCACCAGGGCGCCGGGUAGGUUGAUCGAGGAGUUCAAGCUGCGGGUGGUUUACAUUGCUGCUAAUCCCCCCUCACCGGUACCCGAGGAGGCAGAGGAGGAGGAUGCAUCUCCUCGGUCAGAGGCGAUGAUGGGCUAUGAGGCGAAAGUAUCAUCAGCGUUCGGUGCUGCAUCUAGAUGCGUAGAUAAUUCCGGAGCUAAACUUUCAUGUACCAAGGGUGCCUCUGUAGUAUCGACGCUUGUUGGAGAAAAAGUAUAUACAAGAGAAGAAAAUCAGAAAAAACUUCAGCAAAAUAUGGCGUUUCCAAUCAGGGAUUGUCGACGUGGCAGAUCAACUCCCGGGAUUGUUGGCUACACACGUGAUUGGGCCGGCCCAUCAGGCAUGAAGGGAGAUUUUGUUUUCUUUUUUUCAUUUUACUUUUCCGUAAGUGCGACGUAA